Molecule: messenger RNA, 480 nt
Organism: Trametes versicolor FP-101664 SS1
Lineage: Eukaryota; Fungi; Basidiomycota; Agaricomycetes; Polyporales; Polyporaceae
Exons: 3
Coding region: 1-480 (159 amino acids)
Source: RefSeq, a predicted model, not a curated record
AUGGAUAGCCUAGACACCAAUCCCCAGCUCACCGCGGAAUUUGUCAAGUUCCUGAAUGCACAACUGCAAGAUUGCGGGGACCAGCUGCAACGAUUGAACGAGGAGAAUGUUUCCCUCAGGCAGACCCUUCAAGAAAGCGCACCGCAACUUGGCGGCAUCUCUGGCCCUACGGACGAUCAGACCAUUUCUAGUCUGAACGUCGAGAUAGCGACGCUGAAAGAUGAGCUGGCCGCAUUACAAAGAACCGCCGAGGACCAUCGCAAGGAUGCCGCGACGUGGCGCGAACGCCUGAGCAAGGGGCGCGCGCGCUCGGAGACGCAGCGCUCGGUGAGCCCGUUUGAUGCCCAUUUGUUUGAUGAGUUUGUGGGGGAGGACACGGCGUCAUCGGCGUUGCGGAAGCGCGCGAGGGAGGAGGAGGAGGAGGCGGGGCCGUCAAAGGUGCGGAGGGUGGACGACCUGCUGAACGAUGGGUGGUUUUGA